This is a messenger RNA of Penaeus indicus, 2107 nucleotides long. It is a transcript of the gene MrgBP, whose product is annotated as MRG/MORF4L-binding protein-like. Gene Ontology annotation, cellular component: nucleus; NuA4 histone acetyltransferase complex. The coding region runs from base 86 to 604 and encodes 172 amino acids. The record is from RefSeq and is a predicted model, not a curated record. Gene Ontology annotation, biological process: regulation of transcription by RNA polymerase II. The transcript has 4 exons. Lineage: Eukaryota; Metazoa; Arthropoda; Malacostraca; Decapoda; Penaeidae.
CAUCAACAAGACCGGCGAGGGUGCCUGGCAUCAACAACAACUUUUUUUUAAUACGUGGCAUUGAGGAACAAAUUAAACCUUUGUGAUGUUGAACACUAAAAUGACUGACAUCGAGUGGAAUGUUGAGAAUGAGAUCCAGUUGUUUUAUGCCAUGAUGGGCCACAAGCCAGUAGGUGUGAAUAAACACUUCCAAAUGAUGAUUAUUCAUGACAAGCUUAGUUCCUCUCUUAACUGUGAAUUAUCAACACAAACGAUAUGGAAGAAACUGGAGACACUAUACGACUUGGCUGCCUUGGAUGAGUCGGAUAAACUACCCUUUCCAAACGAUGAGAAUGAUUUUUGUCUCCCAGAUAUAGAGUUUUCUGAUCUUUUAGAUGAAAGGGUAAAACCGGAUGAUAAAGAAGAGAAGGAAAUUAGAGCCAGAGGAAGACCACCCAAGAAAGAGGAUAGGGACAAGGAUGAUGUCUCCAGCAGGCGAGACCGAGUCCGAGAGGUCAGAGACGAGGACGACGACACUCCCCGCAGGCAAGGCAAGCGCGGCCGUGACUCUAAACCUUCCUCCCCAGCCCACACUCCAACUUCCAACAAGAGACGCAGAAAUUGACUGAAGUUAUUUUUAAUGGCAUUGGGUAUUACUUUUUGGUCACGUUUGGGGGUUUGAAGAACUUCGUUAUGUUCUUGAAAAUAAGAAAUGUAAGGCACUAUGGCAAGAUUUUGAUAGUGUAUAAAGUAAACAUUUUAUUUCUUUGUGUAAUAUUUUGUAUAUGCAAAAAGUGUAUAUGAAAUAUGCAAUACAAAGAAGUCAAGGUACAACUAUAUUAGGUAAUCAAUCUCAAUGAUUUUAUUGAUGCCAAAGUAUUCAUUUUGUUUAUAUUUUUGUAUGUUUGUUUUAAGGAGUCUGAUGUAAAUAUAUAUUAUGAAAUUUAAAUGAAAUACAGAACAAGGGAAUUUCAAUUUUCUAUUAUACAUUUUUGAGAGCAGGGAUAGGAAGGGUUACUAUGAUAAUUGCUACAUAAUUUAUUUUCUUAAAAUAUGGUUUAAAAAAUAACUUACUGCAAUGCCUUAUGUAAAUGAAAAAUAUAAGCACUUCACCAUGACAGGAAUCUGACUUAAUAUUAUGAAAGAAAGAAUGCCAUGUAAACACACUCAUUUAACAGACAAAUGGCCUAGGAAAAUGAUAUAUAUAUAUCAUUUUUCCUCUCUCUUUGCUUACCAUGUAUGAGAGGCUUUUUGCAUAAAACCUUCCUUGUGUUUUUUUCAUGGGGGUGGAAUUUUAUGUAUAUAAUUUAUCCUAGUUAUGUAUUGUAGCUGAUCAAUCAUUUCAUGUCUUAGCCUUCAGAUUCCAUGUGAAGUUUGUGAUGUUUUCAGUGAUAGAUAAUCAUCUCAUUUAUUUAUGCCAUCAGAGAUCAUGGUUUUGGAAGUAAUCAUUAGAUGAGUUCAGUGUUUUAUGUAUAUUUUGAGGAGGAAAUAUAGAUAUCCAUUUUUUUUUAUAUUUAAAAUUUGGUUACUAGCAUUUUAAUUUUUUUACCAACCAUCUGAUACACAUUUUGACAUUGUGCUAUGUUUACUUCAGUGGCUUUUUACACCAAUGAUUUAUAAAAGUUUAUGAGCAUUAGUGGAAGAAGGAAAAUGCCAAAAUAAUCAUUUUGAAACUGGCUUCAGGAUUUGAUCGAGAUCCUGCACAUCAAAGCAUUUUUAUGUUAAUGUAAUAUUUGCCUUGGAGAGUCUACUGAUAAACAAAGAGCACAGGUGCAUAUGUUCAUCAUCAUCACUGCCGUUUUAGAUAUAAGUCACUCAUUAAACGCAGGUUGGUAUAAAGUAUGAGAAAGAUAAAGCACUGUCUCUACAUAAUGAACAUGUUAUGUGCCAUCCAUAAAGGGGUGUUAGCAUUAGGCCUUAGAAUACCUUUGGAUAACUAGUAAUACUAAUAUGCUGGGGAGUAAAAAAGAGAUUUGAACAUUCUCAUUUUCAUUCCCAGAUAGACUGUUUCAUUCCUUAAGUUUAUCAGAUAUAUGUGCUUGACAAUUUGUUACAGAUAAUUUAUAUUUUCUGUAUCUUUUCUGAUAUUAUUUACAAGUCAUUAGCAUUAUUAAAAUUCCUAUAUUCA